Messenger RNA from Pyricularia grisea, 5423 nucleotides. RefSeq lists its product as uncharacterized. Gene Ontology annotation, cellular component: plasma membrane. The record is from RefSeq and is a predicted model, not a curated record. NCBI's taxonomy places the organism in Eukaryota, Fungi, Ascomycota, Sordariomycetes, Magnaporthales, Pyriculariaceae. The transcript is spliced from 8 exons. Bases 477 to 5345 code for a protein of 1622 amino acids.
GCCGGGACCCGGCGUGUCUAUCGUCGACCCUUGUCACUUACCACAUCCUCGGGGAUCAAAGUAUGAAUAUCUAUGCGGAGGAGCCCUCCAACCCUCCAACCUAUCGAUAUUGGAGUCCCGUCGCCGUCGACAUCUUGGCCCCCCUCCAAGGUCUGCGAUGCAACCUUCUGCAGCCAACGUGAACAGCACCACAUUCACUUGAAUAUUUUUUUUGUUUGCUGUUCCGGACAUUCGUUUUAACAAGUCACUCUUUAUUCUCUUCUUCCGUCUCUUCCUUACACCUUGCUGUCGCCCGCUGCUGCAUUUUCCUGCAGUUGCUGUCUCUCGUUUUACACCGUGUCUGGAGGAGGUAGCGGAUCAAGAGAACAAACCAGCUGCGGUUUGCCCAACUUGCGCAUUGAACGAUACCAUCCUGACAAGUCAUCAUCGGCUUUGCGCAUAGUCCAUAGUCUUGCGCCGCAUCAAGCGCCAUAGAUAUGGCAUCCAGGUUCUUUGUUCGGGCGCUGACGGCCAUUUCGGCUGUCGUAGGUCUGGGUGAAUGCUAUGCGCCUACUGACUACAUCACAUGGGGAGGCGACAAUUCGAGGAAUGGUUAUAGGUCCAACCAUAACCUCGAUCCGGCAAUCGUUGCCAGCCCCCAGUUUCAGCAGAUAUUUGCCACUGCGCUGCCUGGAAACUAUGGCGGUGUAAAGGAGCAGUUCUACUCCAUGCCUCUGGUCUUCACGCCAGGUGACGAUCCAGAAGGGCGCCAGUUUCUAUACGUAUCAACCACGCAGAACAACGUAUACAAACUUGAUGCCGUCACGGGUGAAAUCGUAGCUUCCAGGAACCUCGCAAUUCCGUUCCUUACAUUGGAUCUGAAGGGGACAGAGGAGACGUGUGCAGAUAUAGAUCCUCACGUUGGCAUCAUCGGAACUGGUGUCAUCGACCCGGUGACAGAGACCCUCUACGUGAUAGUCAAGACGUAUGCAGACCAGUCAAAGGUCAAUGAAGUACAGGGUAGACCUGCCGGGAGGCACAACAUACACGCUUUGAGCCUUGCCGACCUCAGCGAAAGACCCUCCUUUCCUAUAAACUUCGAGAACCUUCCGGCCAGAAAUAAUCCGACUCGACUCUUCCAGGGCGGCAUCCACAACCAGCGUCCCGGUCUACUGCAGCAGGGCCAGAACAUUUACGCUGGCUUCGGGUCUCACUGCGUAAACUACAAUAUAACUGGUUGGGUUAUUGGAUUCGACAAGACCUCCGGUAAAAUUAUCGAGAACUUUGCGACUCAGGGCGAAGGUGUGAGCGCCAAAGGAGCCAGUAUUUGGAUGUCCGGAGGUGGCAUCGCUGCGGACGACAAGGGCUCUGUCUUCUACUCCACAGGAAACGGAUACGAAUCGCAGUUGUCUACGAUCCCUGUCGAGGGCCGUAACCCACCGACGGCGCUUGAAGAGGCCGUCGUGCACAUGACGAUCCAGGAGGAUGGCAAGCUCAAGCCGGUGGACUUCUUCAUGCCUGAGGAGAAGCAGAUUCUCGAUGGCAAUGACCAGGAUCUCGGAACGAGCCCCUUCGUUCUGCUUCCCUCCGAGUUCUCUUGCGGAAGUGUGAAGCGCAUCGGCGUCGUCACAGGCAAAACUGGCUGGACCUACUGGCUCAAUAUGGAUGACUUGGGAGGCUACCGCACGAAUGGGAUAUCAAAACCUGAAGGUGAGCGUGAUCGUGUGCUCUACAAGUAUAAGCAGCGCAACUCGGUGUACUCCGGGGCGGGUGUUUACCCGCAUGAGGGUGGUUACGUGCACAUCAACCCAAUUGGGUUCCCCACGACCGUGUUCAAGUUUACCUGCGCCAACAACGCCCCAACCUUCACCUUUGUUGGCGAAAGUGUCGAGGCCAACACUGGUCGGCUUGGCCCCAGCCACGGUGCUGUCACUUCACUCAACGGCCAACCUGGUACUGGGUUAUUGUGGACGACCGAUGUCGACAACCCGGGUCCUUCCAAGUGGCAUUUCAAGAUCCACGAGGCCAUUCCUGGAGCAGAUGGUAAGAUGAAGCUUGUCAAGGGCUUCCAGGUCACUGGAAUCAGAAAAUUCACUCGACCCAUCUUUGGCAACGGCAGAGUCUAUGUCCCUGCCGGUGGUGGUAUGAUCUAUGGGUUUGGCGCCCCGACGAAGCCUGCUCUGAACUGUACCGGGUCCAGCAGCUUCGGCGUGGUAGAAAUCGGAAUGGAAGCUGCCGAGCAGGUCAUCACUUGCACUGCAAAGAUCCCAGUCACAGUAGCCAACAUGACACUCGAGUCGCCUGACUUUAGCGUUGCCGAUACGCCCUCCAUCCCACGGACUGUUGCGACUGGAUCAUCUUUCACAUUCAAGGCGCGCUUCAAGCCGACUUCGGUUGGCAACCUGACAAGCUCGGUCCGCAUAACGACGCAGAACACAGACGCGACAAACUCUUACAGUAUCGCAAGCUCGGUUGCUCUGUCCGGACAGGGCCAGAGCUCCGCGGCGUUGCUCGCUCUGCAACCAAAGAGCCUCACCUUCAGCCCGGUCGGUGUGGGUCAUGAAAGCAUGAGUUUAUCGCUAACCCUGACCAACCAAGGAAAGGCGCCACUCACAAUCCAAAGCGUCGGGUACUCUACUGGCCCAACUGGACCUUGGGAUAGCACCUCAUCUGGAAAGUUCACUGUCAGCGACAUACCCGCAACCAUUGCCCCUGAGACCAUUCAAGUGGCCAGUGUGACCUUUUCACCGUCAGAACUUGGGAACUUCACACUCUAUGUCCAGUUUGCGACCAACGGCGGAACGGUUGUCCUGCCCAUCUCGGCAACCACUGGAAACCCGGCAGUCGCUGUCAUUCAGUGGGAGAAACCGGAUAACUCCGGCUGGGAGACCUGGACUCCCAACGGCACACUGAGCUUUGGCAACAUCACGCAAAACUCAGAAAAGCGUCUCCGGCUCCGCAUAUCCAAUGGAGGUGGUCCAGGCGCCGUUGCAUUGGAGGUCCCUAUCUCAAAGCCCCCCUUCGGCACUGGUGGUCUCAUCGGGGCCGCCAAUCAGGCCGAUCUCGCCGAAGGUACCCGGAUCGAGACUGGCCAGUAUGCGGAAGCUGUGCUCAUCUGCCACGCACCCAAGACCAACUGGAAUGUCGAUUCCAAGUACGAGCGUGCGGCGUGGGUUUUCAACUUCAACGACAAUGACAUGGCCAAGCUCACUUUGCCCUUUGACUGUACCGCCGUCGCGCAGCAGGGAGGCCCUCUCAAGGCUAACGGAGACGGUGUUUACCGCUAUGUUUCCUGCUACCGCGAAAACACCCCUGGGAGACAACUUGCGCAGCAGGUCAUGGCCAGCAACGCAAUGACGACUGACAUGUGUCUCAACGCUUGCGCCGCAAAGGGCUACGUCUUCUGUGGCACACAGUAUCAUAGAGAAUGCUGGGGUGGGAACACUGUUCCAAAUACCGCUGCGGGCGAAGAGAAUUGCAACUUCGAUUGCAGUGGCGAUGUGAAUCAGUGGUGCGGUGGCAACGGUGAGGGAGCCGGGUCCGGCAACGCACAUAUCUCACUCUUCGCCACCAACACCACACUUCCCCCGGCCCCCGGUGCGCCAUCCACAAACCCGGGAGUAAACGGCUAUAGCAGCAUUGGAUGUUAUACCGAGGCCACUAGUGGGCGAGCCCUUCCCUAUGGCAACACCGGUAACGUCCGCACGGUCGCGGCUUGCGUUAGCGCCUGCUCGGCUAAGAACUACAGGUAUGCUGGGCUUCAGUAUGGUGGCGAGUGUUGGUGCGCUGGAGACAUGGCCUCCAGCGCUUUGCCGGCCCCGAUCUCUGAGUGUAGCAUGACUUGCCGCGAUAACUCAACCGAGUUCUGCGGCGGCAACUCGCGCAACAACGUUUAUCUCCGAGAUGGGUCUAACCCCGGCACGACGGCUCUACCAACAGCAACUGGGACAACUACAACUUCAUCGGCCGCUGUUUCCACUGCGUCAACCGCCGUGUCGAGCUCACCAGCAGCCACCGGUUCCCCAGUCCCCAAGGCGCGGGUUGGGUCUUUUGCUUACCAGGGGUGUUACACAGAGAAUACAGGUGCAGGAAGGGCGCUUAAUGCCAAAUCAUACUUUGACGAUGUCAUGACAUUGGAGGCCUGCGCUUCGCAGUGCAGUGGUUUCACAUAUUUCGGAGUUGAGUAUGGCCGCGAGUGCUACUGCUCAAACGGGCUCAAUGGAGAUAGCAGACUUGACACGACUUCUGGAGCGUGCAACUUCCUCUGCCCGGGUGACAAAUCGACGUUCUGUGGCGCGGGCAAUCGCAUAUCAUUGUAUAAGCUCGAUGCCUCCAGCUCUGUGACAUCUGGUACUUCAACUGUCGCUUCGUCAAGCGCCUCGUCCACUGCCGCCGCCAGCACAGCUGCUAGCCUCUCCGCCACUGCUUCGAGCGCAUCUAAUUCCGCAUCGUCUACUUAUUCGAACUCGACUUCGGCACUUCAGUCUAGCACGACCGUUUCAGGCACCACUGCUUUGGCCUCAUUAACUUCGUCAGCAUUGACUACAGCCUUGGCAUCCAGCUCUGCAGCCUCAAGCACCUUGGCCGCUUCAUCGAGCCUCUCUAGCGCUACUUCCAAGGCUGACGAGACCAUCGCCGACGUGACUUCCUCCUCCUCAAUUGCCGGUUCCUCAACAAGCCCGUCUGCUAGCAGCUCUUCGACGACGUCGGCCUCAGCAUCCUCAUCCCUCACCAGCUCGAGCACAACCCCGUCCACCAGCCAGUCAGCAAGCUCUAGUGUCGCCAGCUCCACCAGCCAAUCCACCCAAGCCUCAACGACCACUACGGCAACAUCCUCGGUCCUCGGCAGCACGAGCAUAACCCCAUCUACCAGCCAGUCACCCAACACCAGCGCCGCUAGCUCCGCCAGCUCUUCCAGCGCGGCCCCCACAACAACACUGACAGCAUCUACCACGGCAUCCUCGUCGUUGUCUUCAACCGCAGUACCGCCUCAGAGCACGCUUACCCCACCUCUGUGGCCCGGAAAUGUCAACUUUACGUACUACGGAUGCGUGAAGGAGCCGUCGAGUGGCAAGCUCUUGACCAAGCAGUACCUAAACGUGCCAGAUAUGACGCACGACAAGUGCCUUGAGACCUGCUGGAUGUUCCGUUAUGCUGGUUUGGAAUAUGGCCGUGAAUGUUGGUGCUCAGACCAGGUCAACUGGCUCGGCAACUCUGGCGCAACGCCAGGGUACAACACCACAGGCGCUAGCUGCGAUAUCUCGUGUGGUGGUGAUACGACUCUUCCAGCUGCAAACAGGACCAAGUGCGGAGGUCGUAGCUUGAUGACGCUGUUCUAUCUGGAUCCUUCCAAGAAAAAGAGUUGAUAUGUGUUUGAUGAAAGUAACAACUAGAGGACAUGUUAUGUAACUAUCAUCUAUCUGAAAUUUAGACCUAGAGAGAUA